This is a messenger RNA of Humulus lupulus (European hop), 1641 nucleotides long. RefSeq names its product protein FAR1-RELATED SEQUENCE 5-like. The transcript has 2 exons. The coding region runs from base 1 to 1641 and encodes 546 amino acids. The record is from RefSeq and is a predicted model, not a curated record. Gene Ontology annotation, biological process: regulation of DNA-templated transcription. NCBI's taxonomy places the organism in Eukaryota, Viridiplantae, Streptophyta, Magnoliopsida, Rosales, Cannabaceae. Gene Ontology annotation, molecular function: zinc ion binding.
AUGGAAAGUAACAUCUGUACAGUACCAGGCCAAGUUAAAUUUUUCAAUAAAGAUCCACAAGAACUAUCAAAAGAAGACACCGUACAUCAACACCUUAAUACCCUUCAAGAAUGGGAAGAUUUUUAUUACACGUACUCCCAAUGGAUGGGGUUUAGUGUUCGAAAAGAAGAUGUUCGCCGCGAGAAGGCCGAUAACCCAGAGUGGCAAAGAAAAUGGGUUUGCUCGAAACAGGGCUUCAGAAGAGAGAAGUGGAAAAACCUAACUAACCAAAAGAAAACACCCAGAGCCAUUACCAGGACAGGUUGUCUCGCAGUACUCCGAGUAAACUUGGAUAGGUCGGAUAACACGUGGGUGGAGAAAGACUUUAACCCAGUUCAUAAUCAUGACCUAGCUGCAAAGACAGAGCUACAUUUCCUGCGAUCCAAUCGAGCUAUACCAGAAUGUAUAGGUGCACAGGAAGCAGAAGAAGGGGAAACAGACGUUGAAGGUGCACUCGGUUACCUAGAAUGUCUCGGUUUGCGUGACCCUGAUUUCUAUGAAACACACACAAUUGACAAGGACUUCAGAUUGGUAGACCUGUUCUGGGCUGAUGGAAAUUGUCGUAGAGAUUACAAUUUGUUCGGCGAAAUCAUGGCUUUUGACACGACAUAUAGGAAAAAUGCAUACAACAAACCAUUACUAAUCUUCGUCGGGGUGAACCAUCAUUUCAGAACAAUUUUUUUUGCGGUUGCAUUGUUAUACGAUGAGACAGAGGAGACAUACAUAUGGGUUUUACAAGAAUUCUUAGAGUGCAUGAAAAACAAGGCACUGCAUGUUAUUGUCACCGACGGAGACCAUGCUAUGGCAAACGCAAUAAAGGUAGUCAUGCCGCAGUCAGUCCACCGUUUGUGUGCGUGGCACCUUCAGGCCAACUUAACCAGCAAUGCACCUCACCCACUUUUCAAGGCAAAAUUCAACGAGCUCCUUUAUCAAUAUUGUACCGAGGAACAGUUUGAGGAUACAUGGAACAAUAUGGUCUCAGAAUUCCAUCUUCAAGAAAGUCGCUGGGCAAAAACAACUUACGCCAACCGUAAAAGUUGGGCUGAGUGUUUCCUUCGGGGAAACUUCUUCACGGGUCUUACAACCACCCAAAGGUCCGAGUCAAUCAAUUCCUACCUAUCGCACUUCCUAACGAGCAAACUUAAGCUUAGGGAUCUUGUCGGCCAAGUUGAUGCAGCCAUACAGAACAUUCGCCACACCGAAAGGGAGGAUGACUUCAUCAGUAACCACACUUCGCCCAGUAUACCAACAAAUGUCUUCCACCAGUACUACCAACAAGUUGCCUCCAUUCUUACCAGGACCAUGUACGAAAAGGUGGCAAAGCAAAUCAGUAGUGCUCUUUCAUACUCAGUUGACUCUGCAGAUGUAACAGUUAACAGUCGGUCGUACUACUUGACACGUUUCCCAAAAGGACUAGUACGGAGUCAAGUGAACUACGACACUGACCAUGGACACAUCAAUUGUACAUGUAUGCUGUUCGAGUCCGAUGGAAUUCCAUGUCGUCAUAUAUUCGCUGUUAUGAAGCACUUGAACAUACCUUGCAUUCCAGACUUCAUGUUUAAGGCUAGUGGAGGAAGGAUGCUAAGAGCUUGGUUGAAUUGA